This is a messenger RNA of Tricharina praecox, 1263 nucleotides long. RefSeq lists its product as uncharacterized. Gene Ontology annotation, cellular component: cytoplasm; nucleus; cytosol. Gene Ontology annotation, molecular function: Hsp70 protein binding; ATP binding. The record is from RefSeq and is a predicted model, not a curated record. Gene Ontology annotation, biological process: protein refolding; response to heat. Lineage: Eukaryota; Fungi; Ascomycota; Pezizomycetes; Pezizales; Pyronemataceae. Bases 1 to 1263 code for a protein of 420 amino acids. The transcript is spliced from 5 exons.
AUGUCAACGAAAGGAAGCAAGACCCAUCUCUAUGAUGUCCUCGAGAUCCAGCCUGGCGCGUCGGAACAGGAGAUUAAGAAGGCGUACAGAAAGCUCGCUAUGAAAUAUCACCCUGACAAGAACGCUCACGAUCCGGCCGCGGCGGAUAAGUUCAAGGAAGUUGGACAUGCUUACGAGAUCCUGUCGGACCCCCAGAAGCGACAGAUCUACGACCAGUACGGCGAGGAGGGCCUCAACGGCGAUGCCGGCAUGGGAGGCGGCAUGUCGGCGGAGGACCUGUUCUCGCAGUUCUUUGGCGGCGGAGGCGGCAUGGGCGGCAUGUUUGGUGGUGGCGGAAUGCAGCAGCAGGGUCCCAAGCGGAGCCGAGACAUCGUGCACGUCCACAAGGUUUCGCUCGAGGAUCUCUACAAGGGAAAGAUCUCGAAGCUCGCACUGCAGAAGAGCGUGCUCUGUCCGAAGUGCGACGGCCGCGGUGGUAAGGAGGGUGCGGUCAAGAAGUGCAGUGGCUGCAACGGUGCCGGUAUGAAGACGAUGAUGCGUCAGAUGGGUCCUAUGAUCCAGCGCUUCCAGACUGUCUGCCCCGACUGCAGCGGAGAGGGAGAGAUUAUCAGGGAGAAGGACCGAUGCAAGCACUGCCACGGAAAGAAGACCAUCACCGAGCGGAAGGUGCUCCACGUUCCCGUCGACAAGGGCAUGCAGGAGGGUCAGAAGAUCACCUUCAACGGCGAGGGUGACCAGGGCCCGGAUAUCAUCCCCGGAGAUGUCGUGUUUGUCAUUGAGCAGAAGAAGCACGAUCGGUUCGAGAGGAAGGGAGACGAUCUGUACUUCAAGGCCGAGAUCGAUCUGUUGACAGCUCUGGCUGGUGGCACCAUUGUGAUCGAGCACCUCGACGACCGCUUCCUGCAGGUGUCGAUCCUACCCGGCGAGGUUAUCUCUCCUGGAACCGUUAAGCAGAUCCGCGGACAGGGUAUGCCAUCUUACCGUCACCACGACAUGGGUAACCUCUACAUCCACUUCGAUGUCAAGUUCCCCGAAGACAACUUCAACACACCCGAAAAGCUCGCGCUCCUCGAGGACAUCCUCCCACCGAGGAACAUCCCUGAGCUCAACCCCGAUGCCAUGGUGGAAGACGUCGUUUUGGAGCCCGUAGACGCGCGGGAACAGGCACGUGCUAUGCAGCAGGGUGGCCACGGCCACAUGCACGAUGAGGAUGACGACAUGCACGGCGGCGGUGGUGAACGUGUACAGUGUGCAUCGCAGUAA